Molecule: messenger RNA, 2720 nt
Organism: Tupaia belangeri chinensis (Chinese tree shrew)
Lineage: Eukaryota; Metazoa; Chordata; Mammalia; Scandentia; Tupaiidae
Gene: DDHD2
Product: DDHD domain containing 2
Exons: 17
Coding region: 9-2345 (778 amino acids)
Cellular component (GO): COPII-coated ER to Golgi transport vesicle; cytoplasm
Molecular function (GO): glycerophospholipase activity; metal ion binding; protein binding
Source: RefSeq, a predicted model, not a curated record
AGAACGAAAUGUCCUCGGUAGAAUCCCAGCAGGAGCCGCCCUCUCAGUCGGACCCGUCCCCAUCACCAAACUCUAGCAGUUCCUUCGAGCUUCUAGACAUGGAUGCUAGCAGUUUAUACGAGCCGGUCUCGCCACACUGGUUUUACUGUAAGAUAAUCGACUCCAGGGAGACGUGGAUCCCUUUCAACGCCCAGGAUUCACGGCUGCUGGAAGAGGCAUAUGGCUCUGGAGAAGACUGUAACGGGAGAGUGGUCCCCACCGAUGGGGGCCGGUACGACGUCCACCUGGGGGAGCGGAUGCGCUACGCCGUGUACUGGGACGAGCUGGUGUCCGAAGUGCGGCGAUGCACUUGGUUUUACAAGGGGGACAAGGACAAUAAGUACAUCCCCUACUCGGAGAGCUUCAGCCAGGUUUUAGAGGAAGCUUACAUGCUUGCUGUCACUCUGGAUGAAUGGAAGAAGAAACUGGAGUCUCCCAACAGAGAAAUUAUUGUAUUGCACAACCCAAAGCUCAUGGUGCAUUACCAGCCAGUCCCAGGGUCUGAUGAAUGGGGCGCCACAGCCACGGAGCAGGGUCGGCCACGGACAGUGAAGAGAGGGGUUGAAAACAUCUCUGUCGACAUUCAGUGUGGGGAACCUCUACAAAUAGAUCAUUUGGUGUUUGUGGUCCAUGGGAUCGGGCCAGCAUGUGACCUCCGCUUUCGAAGCAUCGUACAGUGUGUGAAUGAUUUCCGCAGUGUUUCCUUAAACUUACUACAGACGCAUUUUAAGAAAGCCCAGGAGCAUCAGCAGAUUGGGAGAGUGGAAUUCCUUCCAGUCAACUGGCACAGCCCUCUGCAUUCCAGCGGCGUGGAUGUCGACCUGCAGCGCAUCACCCUGCCCAGCAUUAACCGCCUCAGGCACUUCACCAAUGACACGAUCCUGGACGUCUUCUUCUACAACAGCCCCACCUACUGCCAGACCAUCGUGGACACAGUGGCCUCCGAAAUGAACCGGAUUUACACACUUUUUCUGCAGAGGAACCCUGAUUUUAAAGGGGGUGUAUCCAUUGCUGGUCAUAGUUUAGGUUCGCUUAUACUGUUUGACAUCCUAACAAAUCAGAAGGACCCUCUGGGGAAUAUCGACAGUGAACAGGGCUCGCUAACUACUGUUAUGGGUCAAGGAGAUACACCGACACUGGAGGAGGAUCUGAAGAAACUCCAACUCUCUGAGUACCUUCCGAUCUUCGAGAAGGAGAGGGUAGAUAAGGAAGCUCUGGCCUUAUGUACAGACAGUGAUCUUCAGGCAAUGGGGAUUCCCUUAGGACCAAGGAAGAAGAUACUGGAUUCUUUUAGGACCAGAGAAGAGCCCCUGGGUGUCAGCAGACCAAGCCCACGGCCGGCUUCAGGGCCCAGCAUCCCCCGGGGGCCCGAGCUCUGCAGCGGUACCGACGGUUCUGGGUGUGACGAGUACCCCGAUGUGGGCAUCGGGCAGGUGUCUGUAAGGUACCCCCGGCUCAUGUACAAGCCAGAGAUAUUCUUCGCCUUUGGGUCUCCUAUCGGAAUGUUCCUUACUGUCCGAGGACUAAAAAGGAUCGAUCCCAACUACAAAUUUCCAACAUGCAAAGGUUUCUUCAAUAUUUACCAUCCCUUUGACCCUGUGGCCUACAGGAUUGAACCUAUGGUGGUACCAGGAAUGGAAUUCGAACCAAUGCUGAUCCCACAUCAUAAAGGCAGGAAGCGGAUGCACUUAGAACUGAGAGAGGGGUUGACCAGGAUGAGUAUGGACCUUAAGAACAACUUGCUAGGCUCGCUGCGGAUGGCUUGGAAGUCUUUCACCAGGUCUCCAUACCCUGCCUUACAAGCGUCAGAAGCUGCAGAAGCAGAAGCAGAACCUGAGCCGAGUCCAGAGAAGCCCAGUGAGGUUAGCACAGAAGAGACCUCCGUGGCCGAUAAGGAGGAAGUGGCACCCAUCCACGUGGGGAUGCUUAACGGGGGCCGGCGCAUUGACCACGUGCUGCAGGAGAAGCCCAUCGAGAGCUUCAACGAGUAUCUAUUUGCUUUACAAAGCCACCUGUGCUACUGGGAAUCUGAAGAUACAGUAUUGCUGGUCCUCAAAGAGAUCUACCAGACCCAGGGCGUCUUCCUGGACCAGCCUUUACCCUUUACAGUGACGGCCUACCUGUGGCUGCUGCCUACAGACACAGAGGGGCCCUCCCGGAACACCCACCUGUUCGCGGCCACAGUCCCCUCUCCGCGGCCACCUCAUUUCCUGCAUGCUGCCUGCCACUUCCUCUCACCGGGGUCUUUGGACGUGAGUGGAAAAGCCGAGGGCAGACCCUCCUCCUCUCACCGCUGCUCCAUGUGACACUCCGUGCUUCUCCACCGUGGGGCGGUCUGCGUCCCCACUCUGGUCAUAGCGCUGGUGCUGCUCGGGGCUGCUCGGGACCCGAGAAGGUAUAAAACUGAUUGGGGGUUUGAUCUGUUUCGGGUUGGGUGGAAGUUUUUCUAGGAAAUGUCUUCUCUUUAGAGAAGGUUCCAGUUUGGAAGCAGGUCUGGAUUAUUUAGAAGAGACGCUGGGUUGCCCCUCCCGGGGCACUGAGCCUCUGUGGGUGCUGGGGAGGCUGCGAGGGUUUCUGAGCCAGCGCCGCUUUCCCGCGGUUCCUCCCCAAGGAGAAGAGCGCGCAUCGCCACAGACGAGGGCUGUCCACCCACGGCCGACAGACUUGACGCCGGGCGCCGG